Morus notabilis is the source of this 1276-nucleotide messenger RNA. Its product is annotated as UDP-N-acetylenolpyruvoylglucosamine reductase. Gene Ontology annotation, molecular function: UDP-N-acetylmuramate dehydrogenase activity; FAD binding. The record is from RefSeq and is a predicted model, not a curated record. NCBI's taxonomy places the organism in Eukaryota, Viridiplantae, Streptophyta, Magnoliopsida, Rosales, Moraceae. The transcript has 4 exons. Bases 73 to 1104 code for a protein of 343 amino acids. Gene Ontology annotation, biological process: cell wall organization. Gene Ontology annotation, cellular component: cytosol.
CGAAAAUCUCUAUUUUCAAAGUAAUGAGCUGUAUCUAGACAGUCUUUUUACGAAGAUCACUUCCCUACUUCUAUGGCGAUCCCUCUCUGUUACAAAGCUUGUUCACUUGUACUACAUUCGCCACGAAACGGAGACCUUUUUCUGUGCAAUUGCAAAUAUAGCUACAGUUCCACCAAACAAGGACAAAACGAUUUCAAACUCAUUCGCGGCCAGAAGCUCUUGAAGGAUCUCGGCACUUGGGGCAUCGGUGGCCCUUGCAACUAUUUCACUCAAGUUUUCGAUCACACCCAGCUCGUUUCUGCUAUCAGAUACUGCAAUGAGCAUUCUUUGCGGUUCCUUGUGAUUGGUAAAGGCUCAAAUUGUUUGUUUUGUGAUUUGGGUUUUGAUGGCUGUGUGAUUCUGAACCGGAUUGAGUUCGUGGAGAGGAGAGAGAAGGAAGAUGGCGUCUACAAAGUUGGAAGUGGUUUCGGGUUUAACCGUUUGGGAGUGCAAUGUUCCAAUGAAGGAUUCACAGGGCUUGAGUUUGCUGGAGGAAUUCCUGGGACUGUAGGUGGAGCAAUUUAUAUGAAUGCUGGUGCGAAUGGGCAGGAGACUGCCGAUGUAGUUGAGAGUGUUGAUUUUGUUACCAUUGAUGGAAGGUUACAAAGACUUGAAAGACCUGAUCUCAACUUCGUCUACCGUUCAUCCCCAUUCCAGAGCAUGCCAGACUUGGCAGCCAUUGUUGCUGUUACAUUUUGGCUGCGGAGCUCAGGGACGUCAAAGACAAGGUUGCAAGAAUAUCUAGAGAGAAGAAAAGCAUCUCAACCGAUCGGGGAAAGAAGUGCGGGAUCAGUAUUUAGAAAUCCAUCAGAUUUGGGUGUUUCAGCGGCAGAGUUAAUUGAAAAGGCUGGACUGAAAGGAUUAAGAGUGGGAGGUGCAAUGAUAUCCAAAGUCCACUCCAACUUCUUCAUAAACUGUGGUGGCUCAACUUCUCAAGAUAUGCUCAGCCUCAUUGCCAUUGCCAAGGAAAAAGUUGACACGAAAUUUGGUGUACAACUCAAGGAAGAAGUUUUAUAUGUUCAUCCCAGGGGAAAAACUAAAACACUAUGGAGAUCUGAUUCUUAAUUUAGUGUAGUUCAAAUUGUAGUAUUGAAUAAAGCCUCAAUUUCUGUCAACCAGAUCUGUCACUGCUGUGUAAAUAACAUUUGAUGAAAGAAAAAUAAGAGGCUGAGUGCGUGCGAAGGAAGAAGACAAAAAGCGCAUACUAAUAAAUUUCUCAUUCACUUGCUGAGAGAGA